ACGAGGAGGUAAAAGUGAGCGCUGUCGUCUGUACGCACAGGUGAUUUUCAGUCUUGUUUCGCAUUGCGUCGGGUGAGAAAAUGGGAAAGCUUCAGGAGUUUAAGAUUGCCUUUGAGAAAAACAAAGAAGUGUACAGUCCGGGAGAGUCCAUCUCUGGAACCGUGACAGUAAAACUGGGCCAACCGCUGCAGUGUAAAGCUAUCAAAGUGAACUGCAAUGGUUUCUGCGGCAUCACCAAUAAGUUCAAUGACACAGCAUGGACGAUGGAGGAGCAGUACUUCAACAGCACGAUCUCAGUGGCAGACAAAGGUACCCUGAAAGAGGGAAUGCACACGUUUCCCUUCAAGUUUCUCAUACCAGCCACUGCUCCAACAUCUUUUGAAGGCAUCUAUGGAAGGAUCAUUUACAGAGUGAGGGCUUUUAUUGACACACCACGAUUUUCCAAGGACUACACCACAGAGAAAGCUUUCUUCCUGCUAAGCCUUCUGAACCUGAAUGAAGUGCCAGAUAUAUGGGGAACCUGCUCAUCUGCAGUGACUCAGCAGUUCACCUACAUGUUGAUGAAAACUGGCACAAUAGUCUUGAGGGCUCAGACGCACAUGAAGGGUUACACACCAGGAGAGAUCAUUCAGGUGACCGCCAACAUCCACAACCAAUCUGGGAAGAACACCGGCAACAUGGCAGCCAGUCUGAUACAGAGAGUGACCUAUGAGACGAAGAAGCCGACCCAUGAUGUGAGAAUAAUAGCGGAGGUGGAGGGAGGCGUGGUGAAAGCUGGCAAAGAGGUGGAGUGGAAGGAGCAGAUCAUUGUUCCUCCCCUGCCUCAGUCCUCCCUCGCUGGCUGUGAGCUUAUAAAGAUCGAAUAUUUUGUCAAAGUGUGUCUGAAGUCUCCUGAUGUCAUGCUGACACUACCCAUCCACAUUGGGAACGUCGCAUUAGACAAAAAACAACGGCCGUCCAAAAAAGCAUCUGCUCCUUCCACUGAGGAUACGCCAGCCUCUGACUCAACACUAGACACAUCCAUUUCUGCCUCCUCGCCCACCUUGCCCCCUCGUCCAGCCCCAAAACCUGCUCCUCGUCUUGCCCCUCGCUCUAGGGGAUCCUCCCACAAUUCCCCCAGCGCUCCUCCAGCUGAGUACCACCCAGGAGCAGAGGGAGGGGCCUUGAUGAAUGAGGACUUCCAAAACAAGCGGCAGUCUCAACUGGUGUCACCCAAUGCAUUUAGUUAUGCGCCAGGCCUCUUUUUUCCUCAAAACCAGCAGCCAGUCGGACCAGCUGCAGCACCCAACGGGCCUGAAUUUAGUGGGUCCACAGGGACCACAAGUCUUUACCCCUCUUUGAAUGGUACCACUUCAGUGGCAACACCACAGAUCCUGCCUCCAGACUACAGCACGUCAGAUUAUCCAAAAGAGGCUCCUCCUUCUUACAAUGCAAGCUGCAACACAUGAGAUGGACAAAGAAGAAGAAACCAGGAACGACUAACAAUUAACUGAUAUUCAACAAAAUGUUGAGGUGAAGUUCAUGUGUAAUGUUGCCGCGUUUCUAAUAUAAGAGCCCUGUCAGUUUAAAAAGU
This is a messenger RNA of Haplochromis burtoni (Burton's mouthbrooder), 1573 nucleotides long. It is a transcript of the gene arrdc1a, whose product is annotated as arrestin domain containing 1a. Gene Ontology annotation, molecular function: ubiquitin-like ligase-substrate adaptor activity; ubiquitin protein ligase binding. Gene Ontology annotation, cellular component: cytoplasm. Bases 81 to 1448 code for a protein of 455 amino acids. The record is from RefSeq and is a predicted model, not a curated record. The transcript is spliced from 8 exons. NCBI's taxonomy places the organism in Eukaryota, Metazoa, Chordata, Actinopteri, Cichliformes, Cichlidae. Gene Ontology annotation, biological process: protein transport.